Molecule: messenger RNA, 4368 nt
Organism: Drosophila virilis
Lineage: Eukaryota; Metazoa; Arthropoda; Insecta; Diptera; Drosophilidae
Product: multidrug resistance protein homolog 65
Biological process (GO): transmembrane transport
Cellular component (GO): membrane
Molecular function (GO): ATP hydrolysis activity; ATP binding; ABC-type oligopeptide transporter activity
Source: RefSeq, a predicted model, not a curated record
GUGACAAACCCAACAGUUCGCGGCCGCAUCUCAGACGAAUCGGUACAACGUUAAAAAAACCCUCAAAUCACGCAACGCUGUGCAUCAAUUGAAACAAAAGUCAUUCCGGAAUGCUAAUGAAUUUAUCGAAAAGAAAAAGCCACCAAAAGAUCAUAUAAGUAUAGCAUUUGUCGAGCUCCAGGCUUACCCGCGCGUGUUCACUGGCUGUACAGAUUCAUUUGGAAUACUUGAGCGCUAACUAUUAAUUGACCCCGAGGGUAAAUGCUUAUAGGCGAAAGUUUUCCGCCUUAAACUACGUCAAUGGCAGAGCCCAAUAUGAACGAUGCCGACGAUGCAGCCCAGGCAGAGCCAAAGAAAAUCAAAUCGAAGCAACCACAAUUGGAAACCGUGAACUAUCGACAGCUUUUUCGCUAUGCCCGCGGCAUCGACUACCUCCUGUUCGGCUGUGCUAUUACAGCGGCCCUUCUGCAUGCCCUUGUCUUUCCCAUAGCUAUUAUAGUCUAUAGCGAGCUGGUGGCUAUGUUUAUCGAUCGAAGCUUGGGCGUGGGAACCAGCUCGGGCACCAAAGCCUUGCCGUUGUUUGGCGGUGGAAAGCAGCUCACAAAUGCUAGCUACGAGGAAAAUAUGGAGGAGCUGCGCAAGGACAGCGUCUCAUUUGGCAUACUCAUGACGCUUGACUCCCUUUUGAUGUUAUUUUCCGGAAUGACAUUUGUGAAUAUAUUCAAUCAUCUAGCUCUUAAGCUGACGGUGUGCAUGCGCCGAGAGUUCUUCAAGGCAACAAUCAGGCAGGAAAUUGGCUGGCAUGAUAUGGCCAAGGAUCAAAACUUUGCCGUGCGCAUUACUGAUAACAUGGAAAAAAUUCGCACCGGCAUUGCCGAGAAUCUGGGCCAUUUUCUGACAAUUAUGUGCGACGUAGCCAUAAGCGUUAUUAUAUCCUUUGUCUACGGCUGGAAAUUGGCAUUGUCCAUGUUCUUUUACAUACCGCUUACCAUGGUGGUAAAUGCCGUGGUUGCCCAUUAUCAAAGCAAGCUGACAGCCCGCGAGCAAAGCUCUUAUGUGCGCGCCAGCUCUGUGGUGGAGGAAGUAAUUGGUGCUAUACGCACAGUGGUCGCAUUUGGGGGUGAACGAUCCGAGUCCGCACGCUAUGAUGAUCUGCUCAAGCCCGCUCUUAAGGCUGGCAAAUGGAAGGGCGCCUUCUCAGGACUCAGCGAUACGGUCAUGAAGGCCAUGAUGUUCAUAGUGGGCGCCGGUGCCUUCUGGUAUGGCGCCAAUUUGAUUCUACACGAUCGUGCCAGUGAUAUGCCCAUAGAGAGUCGAGAGUACACGCCUGCAAUUGUAAUGAUUGUGAUCUCGGGCAUAAUUGUGGGCGCCAAUCAGCUUUCACGCACUUCACCAUUUCUCGAGACUUUUGCCAUGGCACGUGGAUCGGCCAGCGCCAUUUAUGACGUGAUCGAUCGCGUAUCUGUCAUUGAUCCGCUCUCCAAGGCGGGCAAGAUACUCAACUGCGGACUGAAGGGCAGCAUUGAGUUUCGUGAUGUGUUCUUUCAGUAUCCCGCACGAAAAGAUAUCAUUGUACUGAGGGGACUCAAUGUCACAGUGAACGAAGGCCAAACUGUGGCCUUGGUGGGCUCCUCGGGUUGUGGUAAGUCAACCUGUAUCCAGCUGUUGCAACGUUUCUAUGAUCCGGUAUUCGGACAAGUACUCCUGGAUGGCGAAGAUGUUAGGAAAUAUAAUCUAAACUGGCUGCGCUCCAAUAUAGCUGUAGUGGGUCAGGAGCCAGUCCUGUUUCAGGGCACUAUUGGUGAAAAUAUACGCCAUGGCAAGCCGCAGGCUACCCAAAAGGAGGUCGAAGAUGCUGCAAGAGCCGCCAAUGCUCAUAAUUUUAUCAUUGCUCUGGAUAAGGGUUAUGACACACACAUUAGCGAAAAGGGUGUUCAGCUCUCCGGCGGACAGCGUCAACGCAUUGCCAUAGCCAGGGCUCUUAUACAGAAGCCCACAAUACUGCUACUAGACGAGGCCACCUCCGCAUUGGAUUAUCACUCCGAGAAACUGGUACAAGCCGCCUUGGACAAGGCAUGCAAAGGACGCACUACCUUAGUCGUAUCCCAUCGUCUAUCUGCCAUCAGGCAUGCCGAUCAAAUUGUUUAUAUUGAGAACGGCAAAACUGUUGAGCAGGGCACUCAUGAAGAUCUCAUGAAGCUGCGGGGCUACUACCACAAAAUGGUCGCUGCCCACGAGUACGAUGAUACCGCUGAUGAGCUGCUUAAUGAAAGUGAAGAGCUAACCAAGGAGCGCAAGCUAUCCAAAGAUGUCGAACAUUUUCAUAGGAACUCACUGAAAUCCUUGGAUAAAAAUGCAGAGUUUCAGAUGAAGCGACUUAAUCUGAAUAACAAUCAAACUAGUGAAGAGGAUGACAAGGCUAAGAAUGCCCCGAGCAUCAGCUACCCGCGUACCUUUCUUCGUAUCCUGGCCUGGGCACGUCCUGAAUGGAGUUUUUUAAUCAUUGGUACCAUAUGUGCUGGACUUUAUGGUUGCGCCAUGCCUGCCUUCUCUAUUGUGCUGGCGGAACUGUAUGCCUCGCUGGCCGAGCCCACGGACGAGGCGGUGCUGGAGCACAGCUCAUCCAUGUCGAUUAUCACCGCAGUUAUUGGCGUUUGUGUGGGCAUCUUCUGCUUUGUACAAACAUUUUUUUAUAAUCUGGCUGGAGUGUGGUUAACCACACGCAUGCGUUCCAAGACCUUUGCUUCCAUUAUGAAACAGGAAAUGGGCUGGUUUGACGAAAAGGAGAACAGCGUCGGAGCACUCUCCGCUCGUCUGGCGGGCGAUGCGGCCAGUGUACAGGGUGCCAUUGGGUUUCCCUUAAGCAACAUUAUACAAGCCCUGACGAAUUUUAUCUGCAGUUUUUCCAUUGCGUUUUCCUACUCCUGGGAGCUAGCGCUAGUCUGUUUGAGUACAGCUCCUUUCAUGGUAGGCUCAAUUGUGUUUGAGGCCAGGUUUAGUGAAAAGUCCGCGCUAAAGGAGAAAACUGUAUUGGAGGAAACGAGUCGCAUAGCCACGGAAACCAUUGCACAAAUACGAACUGUGGCUGCACUGCGUAGAGAAGAGGAACUGAUUAAAGUCUACGAUGCGGAAGUUGAACGAUAUCGUUUGCAAAUUAAAGGUCGUUUGAAAUGGAGAGGAUUGGUCAACUCUCUGGGCAUGACUCUCAUGUUCUUUGGCUAUGCUGUCACUUUGACCUAUGGCGGUUUUAUGUGUGCCGACGGCAGGAUCAAGUUUGAAGUUAUAAUGAAAAUUGCCAACACAAUGCUUUAUGGCCUGUUUAUUUUGGCCCAAUCUUUGGCCUUCACACCGGCCUUUAACGCAGCACUGCUCUCGGCCACACGCAUGCACGAGAUUAUUGACCGCCAGCCGCUCAUUCAAUCUCCAAAAGUUGUCGAGCAGAAUGGUAACGGCAAUAUCUAUAAGUCAAACGUUGUUGAACAGGGCGUUAGCUAUCGCGAGCUCAAUUUUGCCUAUCCAUCACGGCCUGAUAGCUCGGUGCUGCAGGACUUUAAUCUAGAUGUGCUGCAGGGUCAAACAGUUGCCCUAGUAGGUGCCUCCGGCUCGGGCAAAUCCACCUGUGUUCAACUGCUGUUACGCUACUAUGAUCCGGACGAGGGCAAGAUACUCAUUGAUCAGAAUAGCAUACAUCACGACAUGGAGCUGAAAACCCUACGGCGUCGCCUGGGCAUUGUCUCGCAGGAACCGUCGCUCUUUGAAAAGACCAUUGCAGAGAAUAUCAGCUAUGGGGAUACCACGCGCGAGGUGCCCAUGCAACAGAUUAUUGAGGCUGCCAAAAUGGCCAAUGCCCAUGAUUUUAUUAUGACACUGCCCGCGCAGUAUGAGACCAUGCUGGGCUCUAAAGGCACACAGCUGUCAGGUGGACAGAAGCAACGCAUUGCCAUUGCCCGCGCCAUGGUCCGAAAUCCCAAAAUUCUAUUGCUCGACGAAGCUACUUCAGCAUUGGAUAUGCAAAGUGAAAGGGUCGUGCAACAAGCACUGGAUUCGGCCUGCUCCGGCCGCACCUGCAUUGUGAUAGCCCAUCGCUUGUCCACCGUACAAAACGCCAACAUCAUAUGUGUUAUACAAUCCGGACGCAUCAUAGAGCAGGGCACACAUUCUCAGCUGCUGGCCAAGAAUGGCAUCUAUGCCAAAUUGUAUCGCAGUCAAUCAAAUCCAAGCAACGCACAAGACUAUGCAGUAAAAUAAAAGCAAACAUUGGUUCAGACAAGACACAAACCAUAGCCCAUAAAAGUAUGCUAACUUUUAUGUUUACUCUCUGUAUGCAAGUAAAAAAUAGAGUAUACACUUUAUAGAAAUACCUGAUAA